This is a messenger RNA of Corticium candelabrum, 853 nucleotides long. RefSeq names its product macrophage receptor MARCO-like. Bases 275 to 853 code for a protein of 192 amino acids. Gene Ontology annotation, cellular component: extracellular matrix. The record is from RefSeq and is a predicted model, not a curated record. The transcript is spliced from 15 exons. NCBI's taxonomy places the organism in Eukaryota, Metazoa, Porifera, Homoscleromorpha, Homosclerophorida, Plakinidae.
ACACACACACACACACACACACACACACACACACACAUCUGUACUGUUUAAGACGAAUAUUAGUAUUAAUCUUUUUUACUUUGUAAAAAAUCACGGAUGAUGGUCAAGUGAUGUGGUUUGUGUAGGUGAUAUUGGUUCUAAAGGCAACAACGGCAGUAUUGGCAAUUCUGGGCCUAAAGGUGACGAAGGUGAUAAAGGGGAUGUUGGCAAUUCUGGACGUAAAGGUGACAAAGGAGAAAACGGAAAUGCUGGUGAGAAAGGAAAUGAAGGAACUAUGGGACCUAUGGGUGACAAGGGAGAAAUCGGAACUGGUGAGAAAGGAGACAAAGGAACAGGAGAUGUUGGACCUAAAGGAGGCAAAGGGAGUGUUGGUGCUCUUGGGCCAAAAGGAGACAAAGGUGAUAUUGGUCCUAAAGGCAACAACGGCAGUAUUGGCAAUUCUGGGCCUAAAGGUGACGAAGGUGAUAAAGGGGAUGUUGGCAAUUCUGGACGUAAAGGUGACAAAGGAGAAAACGGAAAUGCUGGUGAGAAAGGAAAUGAAGGAACUAUGGGACCUAUGGGUGACAAGGGAGAAAUCGGAACUGGUGAGAAAGGAGACAAAGGAACAGGAGAUGUUGGACCUAAAGGAGGCAAAGGGAGUGUUGGUGCUCUUGGGCCUAAAGGAGACAAAGGUGUCAAAGGAGACAAAGGAAUAGGAGAUGUUGGAUCAAAAGGAGACAAAGGGAGUGUUGGUGCUCUUGGGCCUAAAGGAAACAAAGGUGAUAUUGGUCCUAAAGGCAACAACGGCAGUAUUGGUAGUUUUUCUGCUUUUGUGUCACAUUGGUUGAUAUUCUCAAAGAACCAUUUUGUUUAG